Messenger RNA from Striga asiatica, 1059 nucleotides. Lineage: Eukaryota; Viridiplantae; Streptophyta; Magnoliopsida; Lamiales; Orobanchaceae. The record is from the annotation of a GenBank genome assembly.
AUGCUCAUCCACAGAGGCAGCCCCACCACGCCGCUCUCGUGGAGCGGCGCCACCUCCUUCAGCGGCCGCUCCGAGGAUUCAGGCAGGCAGCCGACGCCCCCUAAACUCUCCGGCACAUCGAGAUCUAAGAUCCUCGUUGAUAGUGAGAAAACCAACUCCAAGAGGUCAAGAAAAAAGAAGACCCUGGCAGAGCUCAAAAACGAGGAGAAAUUGCUGUUGAAUGAAAGACGUGAUUUGAAAAGGGAAAUGGCAAUCUUACGUUUGUGUAUGGAGACACAAAGGGCCACAAAUGAAAAUUUGAAGAGAAUAAAGGUUGAAUUGCAACCCUGUUUGGACAAACAACUGGAAUCCACAUUUGCAUCAGAGGAAUCAACUUCCGGUCAACUCCAAAUGGAGGCAACUGCUCAUCAAGUGCCAGCUGUCGUGGCCAGUGACAUUGCACAAGAAUCAUUGACAUCAAGUGCUGCAUGCCUUGAGGCAAAAAUGGAUGCGAAAUUCGUUCUUCCCGACUUGAAUGUGCCGUUUGAUGAGCCUGGCUGUGAUGUUAUUUUGCAGUGGUGACUCUUUUUUCGUGUUCGUCUAAAGGAUUGAACAAAGUAAUCAUUAAUGGACAAAACUAUACUAAAUAAGGGCUAACCCUUUUUUUUUUGCCCUUUUAGGAUCAUCUACUGUUGCAACUAUAUUAUAGAACUCGGUUAACUCCCGAUAGAAUCGGAACAAACUGGUAGUAGUUAAUGUACUUGCCAGAAACUAGAAUCUGUUCUUUCUUUUCUUCUUGGUUUAGAACUUGGUGUUAUUUUAGAGGUUUUUAGUACAGUAGAUGCAGUAACAUAUGUUCCAUUUUUAGUUCUGUUUUUUUGGGAAAAAAAAAUAUGUUGAAGGUUUAGGGUUCAUGGCCAUGAUCUUGUGUUACAUUUGAGGGAGUAUUCGUUGGUAAACAUUAGAAAUUCCAGAAAUGGAAAUAUGUGUUGUUUUCAUAAGGUAAUACUUUUGAAGGGCUAUUCAGAUUUGUUGUUUCUUCACGUGCCUUUGUUAGAAUUGAAAGCUGUAACAUUUAGG